Messenger RNA from Scomber japonicus (chub mackerel), 4099 nucleotides. It is a transcript of the gene lamp2, whose product is annotated as lysosomal-associated membrane protein 2. The record is from RefSeq and is a predicted model, not a curated record. The transcript has 9 exons. Lineage: Eukaryota; Metazoa; Chordata; Actinopteri; Scombriformes; Scombridae. Gene Ontology annotation, cellular component: membrane. Bases 129 to 1418 code for a protein of 429 amino acids.
UCUGUCAUAUGACUUCCAUUUCCUGGUACAGCGGCUCAGCUUCAUCUUAAACGCCGCUGAGUGAGCGUCUCUGUCCGGCUUUCUCCUCUUCUCUCCGGUGUCUGGCACUCUAAAACUAUCAGGCGAUCAUGUCCCGAUAUGCUGCAUUUGUAUUAUUCCUCGCACUGGGAAUUGAACUCCAUCUGUCACAUGGUACUGAGGUGUCGGUCACUGGCAAAGAUGGCAAGUUAUGCCUGUAUGCAAAUCUAAUGGUCAACUUCUCAGUCUCAUAUGAAGUCACUGGCAAUACGAAUGAAACAGCUGAGAUUGAACUUCCCAGUGGAGUCAAAAGUGAUGGAAGUACAUGUGAUAUCGCAAGCUCAGAGCUGAUGCUCAGUUUUGGAGAAGGUCACUCCUGGAGUAUGAAAUUCACAGUAAAUGAGAAAACAACAUACCAGGUGGACUCCAUCACGUUUUCCUACAAUCUCAGCGACUCGACCUACUUCCCCAAUUCUUUGUCAAAUGGAACCAUGAACGUGACCAUGAAGCCUCACAUUGCAAACGUUGGCAUGGACACCUGCUACUCUUGCAAGAGUAAAGACAUGAUCCAGUCUGACUCGGUCAAUCAGACACUGUGGAACGUGCUCAUACAGGCUUUUGUCAGUAACGGCAGCAAGAGUGAAAACGUCACCACUUGCUCCGCUGAUUUGCCUGUUACCACUGUUGUCCCAACCACUCCCACCACCACUACCACAGCAGCUCCAAACUCGACUACCAUUGCCCCUCAUAAUACCACCACCCCCCCAACCACCAUCCCAACCACCACCCCAACCCCUACCCUGCCCCCACCCGUGACCGGGAAGUACAGCAUCAAGUCAGAUGAGAACAGCACAGCCUGUCUGUUGGCCAGCUUUGGCCUGCGGAUUGGUUUCAAGCAGGGAGACAAAUAUCAGGAGAUGAACUUGGAUCCUAAUCCUAAUGUGACCGGGGUCUCUGGAUCAUGCGGAGUCAACAGCAGUGAGCUGUUGCUGACGUCUAACACAAUGACCGUCAUGUUAACCUUCGCCAAUGACACAAAGAAAUUCCGCCUUCAUGCUCUGAACAUCACUGGAAAAACGAGCUCUGGUGUUGUGUUUUCUGAGGCGAACAGCAACCUGAGUCUGUGGGAGGCCGCCGUCGGCAGCUCCUACAUGUGCAAUAAAGAGCAGAACUACACCAUCACCAACCUGCUCAGCAUCUACACCUACAACCUGCAAGUUCAGCCCUUUGGAGUGAAGAAGGGCGUUUUCAGUACAGCUGAGGAAUGCCAGGGUGAUGCGGAGAGCUUCCUUGUUCCCAUAGCUGUUGGAGUGGCCCUGCUUGUUCUCAUUCUUAUCGUUCUGCUGGCCUAUUUCAUCGGAAGAAAGAGAAACAUGGCCAGCGGCUAUGAGUCCUUCUAGUUUAAACCUGCUUCAUUUAGAUGUUAGUCAGUGAAUCGCUGCCUGUUUGGCUUUCUGCCUGUUUGUGAAAAAUUACCAGUGUGGUGUUGCAUUAAUGUUUCUUUGUAGUGUUCAGUGCUGUUGACUGCCUGACAAAGAUUUUGGGAAAUAGUUAUUCACUUUCUUGCCAAAUUAGAAUAUUGAUACCACUCUAAAUGUUUGAAUCUAUGGCCAGCACACAGUUAGUGUAGCUUAGCACAAAGACUGGAAACAGAUGGAAAGAGUUAGCCUCGCUCAGUUUGAAGGGUUAAAUAAAAAAGCUCUCUAACAUGUUUAAACGUGUUAAAUCUGCACUAAAACAAAAUGUAAAACUGACAUGUCAUGAGUUUACAGGGGGCUAUGUGUCAUUAAUUUCUUCCUAUUAAAUAGUGUCUAUAUAAUAGUAUUUAAAUAAUAAUGUGAACUGACAUUUCAGACACAUCUUUGUAACAUCACUGACAGGUUUAGGGUGGCAUCGUCGUAAUUUUUAAUAGCUAGAAAAUGCGACUUCUUGCUUUUGGGGAUUGUUAGAAAAGUGUGCAUGCUGUGGACAACUUCUUUCAUCCCAUAUUAGUAAUUUUUGAGGGUGUCACUUACAGCAUACAUUUGCACACUCAUUUCAUACACUACAUAAAUUGUUAAAGGGUAAAUAUUGUGCACUAUUUAGCAAAAAGGGAGUGAUUUUUCGACACAGCCCAGAAAGAAAUAGUUAGGUGUAUAACCAACUGUUUUUUACAUAAAUGUGAUAUAACUGCCUCAUUGGUGAGCCUUAAAAUGCUUUCUAGAUAGAUUUUAUUACCUUUGGAAAGAUUCAGGCCACCUGUUUGCCUGUGUGUCCAGUCUUUAGGCUAAGUUAAGCUAACUGCAUCUUUAACGUGCGGCCAUCCUGUCAUCUUACUGAGAAGUAAAUAUACAGUAUUUCCCAAAAGGUAAAAUUAUUCUGAUCAUUCUGCCUAAAAUUAAUGUUCAUAUAGAAUAAUGAUAAAUCUCCACAUGGGUGAUUUCCUUCUUGUGCUUUUGAUAUAUUUGACGUCUCUUUCUUCGACAUGAUUUUGAUUCUCUUUGUGGAAAUGUGGUCGUUUUCUAGGUUCUGAUCUAUUUUCUUGCUAUUUCUGCUUCAUCUCUAACCCUUUAAAGUCUCAAUCCUUCUCGUCAUGGUGUUUUCCACCGUCUAAACCACUAACCUGCUGUCUCUCUGUCUGUCUGUCUGUCUGUCUGUCUUCCUGUCUGUCAGCUGAGGAAUGCUUCCUGGACUCUGAUUUGAGCUUUUUGGUGCCCAUUGCAGUGGGCGUGGCGCUCAGCUUCCUAAUCAUCCUUGUGCUUAUCUCUUACCUGAUUGGCCGGAGGAAGAGUCGCACCGGCUACCAGUCUGUAUAAUCCAACCCUGGCUGCUUCUGCCUCUCACUUUUCCAACCCUCUCAGCUGUUUAAAAAAAAACACCACACUCUCCUCCUGUAACCCCCCUCUCCUUCUGUUUCCUGUGAGGCAGCGUCACCCUGAAAAAUAACCUUUAUAGCUUAUUUCUCGUACAGUUUCAAAUUGAUCCCGGCGACCCCAACCACCCACACCUCCUACCCCCUCCCCUGAAUGGUUUUCUUUGUUUUGCUUCAAUGCCAAUGACUGAAUCAAGUACCAAAACAUUUAUGAUCGAUAUUGCACCGUUUGAUUAUAGAUUGCAUGUUUUAAAAAUCAAAUUUAUGGCUGUGAGUAGCCGUCCACAUCCUUCCCAGAGAGCCCCCUCCUCCUCCUCUUCCACCUCCUCUCCUACCGCAAGAGGCUUUUUCCUCUCAGUUUCUGUGCUGUACAAUAGUAUAUGUGUAAAUUAAUCUCUUGUAUAGAAUGAAUGACGCUGAUUUUUUGAUGACUUGAAUGUACGAGCAAGCUAAUAGAUCCACUGUUGUCAUUCAUACCCCCAGAAACCAUUGUUUUGUUGAGUUUAUGCUAAUUGCACAUGUUUCUUUAACCCUUAAUUACCAUAGAAAUUAACAGCUAAAUUACAUCUGCUGCACAUUUAGUCACUUAAUUGUAGUUUGAUGAAAGGGACACUAACUUAUGAAGACACUUUACCAGCACUGGGACCAGUUUUUUUUUUCUGGAAAUGUGUAAUGUUAGACAUUUAUAUUUCUGUCGUUCAUGUUAGGAGGAUAGAAGAUUUUUUUCUUUAAUUGUACAUUUAUUUUAAAAAAAAGAUUAACAUGAUUAUUUCGUUGAGUUUAUUAUAUUGUUGUCACCUUGUAAUUCUCUGUUAUUUCAAAACUGUGACGGAUGCAUAUUUUGGCAUUUGGGAGUCUCAAGCCUGAUUUAAGUAAACACCACGUUUGUCUCCAGGAUUAAAUUUGGUUGAAUGUACAUAAAUCUGACAACUGGUUAGAGUAAGAGUAACACACUCCCCACGAUGUGAUAGUACUGAAAUAUCAACAGCAUGACAGUAUGAAAGCCAUGAAUAGUAUUUCCCCUUGCUGGUCUUAUUUCACACCUUCUUAUAGGCAUCAUUCUCAGUUCUUUACGUUUGCUCACUCCCUUCUGACAGUUUGUGCCUUUCUGUUGUGCACCUCUUGAGUUGCUUGCUUGAAGCUUGUCUCCAUCUGAUGAAGAAUGUGAUGUGAUGAGCUUGUUUAACACAAGUGGGGAACAAAUUAAAUAAAGUUCGUUCUUGUUUUGUA